ACUGUGUUGAUCGAUAUUUAUUUGCAACAGCUGAAAAACUGUGGUCUGUGGAUAACAUCAUAAAUAACACUUUCUUUUUCGCCUUUUUAUAAUUCCGUUUCAUAAUGAGAUGGACCAACUUGAUCGCGGCAGCAGUUUUACUGCUGGUUUUCCUAGAAUCUGAAGGGAUAUCUGCUGCACGCUCUUUCACCAUCGACUAUGACAAGAACACAUUUCUUAAAGAUGGCCAACCCUUCCGCUACAUUGCUGGCUCCAUGCAUUACGCCAGAGUUCAUCCAAUGUACUGGAAAGAUCGACUGACGAAGAUGUAUAUGGCUGGACUGGAUGCUGUUCAAACAUACGUCCCGUGGAACUUUCACGAGCCCAAGCAGGGAUCCUUCGAUUUCGAGGCUGGAGCUGAUCUGGAAUCAUUCUUGCAAAUGGCUCAGGCUUCGGGGCUGCUGGUGAUUCUGAGGGCAGGGCCAUACAUCUGUGGAGAGUGGGACAUGGGAGGCCUACCGUCAUGGCUCUUGAAAAACCACGGCAUCAAGUUGCGUACAUCUGACCCAGUAUACUUGAAGUACGUUGACCAGUGGCUGGAUACGUUUCUACCCAAGAUUAAGUCCCAUCUCUAUGCCAAUGGCGGACCAAUUAUCACAGUUCAGAUCGAGAAUGAAUAUGGCAGCUACCCAGCCUGUGAUCACGAGUACAUGCGCCAUUUGCUCAGGCAGUUUAAAUCUCAUCUCGGGGAGGAUGUUGUGUUCUUUACAACGGAUGGACCGUCUCAAAGACUGCUGGAGUGUGGCUCCUUACAGGGCAUAUAUGCAACAGUGGAUUUUGGUGCAGGGGGUGACCCAAGUGCACGUUUUGCUGUACAGAGACAGUUUGAGCCAAAAGGUCCUCUGGUCAAUUCUGAGUAUUACACUGGCUGGCUGGACCACUGGGGGUCACCGCAUCAAACCAGGACGACGACAGGAAUUGUUGAUUCCCUGGAUAAAAUCCUGCAUCUUGGAGCUAACGUCAACAUGUACAUGUUUGAAGGUGGGACCAACUUUGCCUACUGGAAUGGAGCCAAUGGGAACGAGGCCUCGUACUCACCGCAGCCGACGAGCUACGAUUACGACGCACCACUGACUGAAGCUGGUGACCCAACCCAAAAAUACCUUGACAUCAGGACGCUCAUUGGAAAAUACAAAAAACUUCCACCGGGAAAUGUUCCACCGCCGACACCGAAGCAUGCCUACGGCAAAACGGACAUGAAUCGUAUCGCGACGCUAUACGAGGCAUUGGGUGUCAUCUCCCCCACUGGACCAAUAAGCACGGACUAUCCUAUGAGCAUGGAAGAUUUGCAACAGGAUUUCGGGUUCAUGUUGUAUCGAACCCAACUGAAAGCCAACUACACAAAGCCCACACCGCUGUUUAUUCCUGGCAUUCGUGAUCGUGGAUACGUUAUGGUAGACCAGAAACCUAUAGGAAUUCUUCAGCGCAACACACAUGUGACCCUCAACAUCGAUGGUCACGUCAACUCAACGUUAGACAUCCUCGUUGAAAACAUGGGUAGGCUAAACUACGGAUGCUGCAUAAACGACACAAAGGGCAUCAUCAGCAAUGUCACACUCGACAAUGUCGUCCUAAAAUCCUGGCAAAUCUACUCCCUCAACCUAAGUAAGGCUCACCCAAUGACCCUUCAGGCCAUUGCCAUGACAACGCCGGCCAAACUAGAAGACGUUCCGUCAGGACCGUUGGAGAUUCCGUCAUUCUAUAUUGGCACCUUGCCAAGCGGUCCGGCGGGGGGACCCCAAGACACCUUCUUGCAGAUGCCCGGUUGGUCCAAGGGUCAGGCUUUCAUCAACGGUUUCAAUCUGGGUCGCUAUUGGCCAGCAGAAGGUCCGCAGUUGACCCUCUACGUUCCAGCUUUCGUUCUGACGGCAACCAAAAACACCCUGGUCCUUUUUGAGACGGAACACUCGCCCUGCAACUCGUCCAACCCCUGCUCUGUGGAAUUUGUCGACAAGCCCAUACUCAACUCGACGAUUCCGCCUGUCGGGGAUAGGUUUGUCGUACCCGAGAUACAACAGGAAACGGAAAACAUGGACACUAUCCAAGAUUUUGACCUAAUUGAUGAAGAUGUAUUUGAAUGGGAAAGCAUGGCGUUGUCGGAAUUGGAUUCAUCCGAGAGCGGUGCUUCUUCUUGGGAGUAUGAAGUUGAUGAUCCUAGAUGGGUGGUGGACGGGAUACCAGACCCAGUUGAUGGACCUGAACCGUCAACUGAUCCCGUUGCCGAGGAAAAUGGCAAAAAUGAGGACAAUUCGUGGUUGGGUGUUGCAAAAGAUAUCGCCCUGUCUGCGGUGGAGAUCUUUGUUUACUUCACCAGCCUACCCGUGCUUGCCUGGGGUUAUUUGUAGGCACCACAAUUAAUCGCGCAAGGUGCGCAACAUUUCACGCUGCACAACUUUUCAGUUAUGACAAUUUCACGAAAGUUUCAAAGUGCGUAAAUUGGUGACUUACACAACAAACUAUGGUAUAACUUGUGCAGUCAUUUUAGGUGGCAUAUUUAGUUGUGGUGUAGCGACUGAAAAUGACCUCUUGUACCAGCAAAUCGUUAUUAUCAUGGAGCCUGUUUAUUAUGCACAAACUUAUCAAGGUAGUGAUACAAGAUCACAGAUUUGAGUUUUAAGUAAAAGAACAGCUGUUUUGUUGAGUCGGACAAACUACAUGUAUUAUUCAUAAUGGCGGGUGGAGUUGAUUCAACGGCUGUAUCAUGAACGAACAAAAUCAUAAACGAACAAUCGUCGGUAAUGCUGUAAUUAUCCUUGUCCCAGAUGUCAAGAUUAUUGAAAAUGUUCUGCAGCUACGCCAAAUUUCGUGAAAUUGAUCGUAGCUUUAUUGUGCAGCUGCCCAAUGAAUGUGUUACGCAAGUCCUAUGCUUGGUGUAAGUUACUCACUGUUUCGUGAAAUUGGCUGCAUCGCCUCAGUGCUUUUGCAUAGAGGGCGCUAUUUGCAUAAUUACUUGUGCGCUUAUUGAUCGUAAUAAAUGACGACCAUAUGAUAUAAUGUUGCCCAAUUUGAUGGAGUUAAUGUCAAUCAGAAUACAAUGAACAUAGCAGGCAUGUUGUCUGGUUAAACAAAUAUCAACUGAGCACCAGUUGCAAGAAAUUAAUAUUGUACUUUGAUUGGCUGGUAACCCGUUUUUGGUAUAAGCAAAUGUUUCAUAUGCUUUGCAUUUUCUGUGCCGCUUAGCAGUUUUUGGCAUAAUUGAGCUGAUCUGAGA
Patiria miniata (bat star) is the source of this 3250-nucleotide messenger RNA. RefSeq names its product beta-galactosidase-like. Gene Ontology annotation, biological process: carbohydrate metabolic process. The transcript has 13 exons. Lineage: Eukaryota; Metazoa; Echinodermata; Asteroidea; Valvatida; Asterinidae. Gene Ontology annotation, cellular component: vacuole. Bases 105 to 2384 code for a protein of 759 amino acids. Gene Ontology annotation, molecular function: beta-galactosidase activity. The record is from RefSeq and is a predicted model, not a curated record.